UUCCGCGCACGUCGCCCGCGGAGCCUCUUCCGUUUCAACGCCAUAUUCCGGCCCCACCCGCCUCCGCCAACGGAAACCCCGCUCCUCCGCAGCCCGGACGGCCCGGAUCCCCUCGGCGUCGCCGCCUCGCCAUGUCCGGGGAGGAGGGGACGCUGCCGUCGCCGCCCUUCCCCCGGCCGACGCCGUCUUUCGCCCCCCGCCCGACGGCCAAAACGCUCCGGCGGCGUUCGCAACGACCCAGCCGAAACGAGUACGUUACUGUGAAUGUUGAGGACGAAGUAGAAGCUGUGAUAAUAGAAAAUUCCGAAAAUGAGGAUGCUGAAGAUGGUCUUUCUGCUUCCGGCAUGUUAGCCAUAGAGCCCAAUUCCCAAGGCAGCAGUAAUAACCACCAUUAUAUCUCCCAGCUUUCAUAUGGAAGUGAAGGUUUGCCUGUCGUAAGUGACCAAGGGGUCUCGAAUCCCUCGGCAGGGCAGAGGGACGCUGAGGAAAUGGAGUUUAUCUUCUUGCAUAAAAGACGUCGGCUUGCUUCUUCCCAGGGAAACAGCACAGUGAGAGGUCGCGAUUACGAGGAUGCUGGAAGUGUCGUUUAUGAAUAUGAGCCGGACUACGAAUGUGGGAGCGUCGUAUCUGAAGCCUCCUACACAGGGGACCAGCAAAAAACACUUAUGGAAGUCCUUAACUACUGCCAGGUCAUGUAUGAUGCCAUUCAGAAGCUGGAUAAGAAGUUCGACCUACUUCAAGGCAAAGUUUCAGAAAUGCAACGCACCAGGGUGAAACCACUUCUGCUCAAGCCCAGACCGGUUGGCUUCACCUACAGAAGUUCUAAUCCCAUCCCUCAUGGAAAGAUCCGAGUACAGAAACCAAUGGCAAGGGAAUCCAGCCUUCCUCUCGCUCCGCCCGAACAGGGAAGCCACGGCUUGCCUAGGACGUUGGGGCCGCAGAAGAACCACGUCCAGACCAACUCCACAGGAAAACCCGUUCAGCCAGCCCAGGCGCCGGAAGCGCAGCCGCCAGCCCUCAGGCAGAGCCCGCCCCUUCCCACCAUUGUUUCCACGCACUCGUUACAGCCCCCGUACGUGGCGGUCAGUGGAAUACCCGACCUUCCCACGCCACCCAACUUAGUGAACCUGGUGAUGGAAAGCGCUGGCAAAACUGCUUCGUCCGCCAUGAGUUCCCCUCUGGUCUCUUCAGUGAUGCCAACCCAACCCGAAACCAGCCUGGGCAGGAACGCCAUCAUGAUAAAUUGCCUACCUUCCCCGGGAAGUGCGAGUGUCGCUAAAGAGAUGCCUUCCUCUUCGGUCUGCAUCAAUCCUAGUUUCGAGUACGUCGGCGAUCCAAAGAGAAAUGUCAAAGUUCUCGGGACCUAUCUGAUGAAAGCUCGGCAAAAGACGAAGCCCAAGUACGCGGCACGUUACCUGGUGCGCGUUUUGUUCCCCAAAGAAACCCUACUCUGUAGCGUGAUGGGUGUCAGCGCGCGGGGUCGCCGGACACUGGACCCCAACAAAGUGGCUGCAAUAAGAGAAUUUCUUGCAACUUUUUUCCCAAAUUAUGAUUUGAGUGAAUAUGGAAGAGACUGGAAAACCUGCAUCACUAACGUCAACGCUAUGAUUCGCUGUUUGUGCUGCGAAACCAAAAUAAGGACAGAGAAAGGCGAGGGCAGAGAUAAAGCCGGCGACAUCCCGGAUCCGCCGAUAUGUGUGGACCUGAGUUACAACGAGGAAGAUGGUGAAGUCAGUUCUCAGUCGGCCUCCAAGACGACCGCGGCGGCCAAAGCCACGCUUCGAAACGCGGCCUGGGACGGUAACGCCUUCCCGGAAGUGUUUCAGCCGCCUCCGUCCAACAAAAUGCAGUCGUUGGAACCGAUGGAACUUCUCGGAAACCCCUGGAGAAACGUUCAGCUCCCCUUUUCGGUCAUAUACGUAGCGAAGGGGAAGUCCCGGCCGGAGCUGUCGGCCCGGUACCUUAUCCGGCACCUCUUCACCGAGGAGGUGCUGGUGAAGAGUAACGUCUAUGGAAAUCUGGAGCGAGGCAUGUGCCCCCUCGACUGUAACAGGAUCAAUGCUCUCAGAGACUUCCUCCAGGAGAACUAUCCGUCCUUCGAUCUCACGGAAACUGGGUACGAUUGGAAAGCCUGUGUGGCCGCCAUCAACAGUACGAUUCGUAGCCUCCGACAUGACCACAAGAAGGCCACAACGGGAUUCAGAAGGAAAGUUGUACUUCCAGCCAAUAACGACAAGAGCCCUCCCCGGAGCCCUUCCUUGGGAAAACCACAGGAAAAGGACCCUGUUCACCUCAUGGACUAAAACGCUAUCUGUUGGUUGUCCCCACCGCCUCACCCCGGUCCGUGACAGAUAUUUCUACCCAACGGAAAGGGUCGGGACCAUCUAGGUGGGUCAGCCAUAGAGGAACAGCAUGAGGUAAUACCAGAGCCAGGCCACCAGCCAGAGCCCCCUCUUUGCCAUGAGCAGGACAGCUCAGGUGCAUCCAAAAGGUGAAACACUGGAUUAUCUUCGGGGUGACUCCUGGCCACUCAUUUUGGGGAGCACCUCCUAGCAUUCAGAUCAGGGAGGGUCUUCUCCUCGCCUCGUGGCUGGAGGGCGAGGGCGACCUUUGAGAGAGGGGAAAGAUUUAACGGGAACCCGGUGAGGGUUUCUCAGUCGAGGCCCGGAUUCCGUCUCUCCGUUAGAAGCAAACCACACGGUCGAGAGUUGCGAUUAUGACCCAAAUCAUCAACUACGACUCUGUCGCUGCAGGAUGUUUCUUUUUUCAAAGCCGCGUGGUCACUCGGUUUGGUUUUUCUCUCUUAAAACCGUAGAGAUACGUUGGCUUGUAGGACAGGGCCUUUUUUAUUGACUACUACAGUGCCUUACAACUCAGGCAUUCAAGUUUUCCUUUGAUAAAUAUCUUUUAUCAUUUAAAAAGUGCUGAUGAAACGUAGAUUUUUUUUUUUUUUGGUCUACACUAGAAUAAAGUGAAGGAAAAGUAUUUUUGGAAGAUAUUUUGUUUCUCUCCAUUUAAUUUUAAGAAUUUUUCAGGGAGGCAAGGAAAGGUCUGAGUUAAGACCUUCUUUUCAGGAUUAUAGUUCGGAUUUCUGGGAUAUGGCAAUUUUUUUUCUGUAGGAUGUUGUUAGUUAAGUACGUGUUAAAGUUGAAAAAAUAGAAACCUUAUUGAGAACAAUUUUGGAUAUUCUUUAAGAGAAACUUUAUUGUUUAACAAAGCCAGAACGGCUGGUGAAUUGAAACCCGAGAGAUAAUUCCCCCCCUUUUUUUUCCCUCCCAGUUUAAUGGUAAUUUAGACUUCCCGCAUUUGUCCCCACAACACAAACACGAUGUUGGCAGGAAUUAAAGUGAUACGUGUGGUCGUGAGUGGCCACAUCCAAACUGCUCCAACCAUUUAUUGCGGCAUUAUGGCGGGACGUCGCCCAAACAGAAGUGGCCGACAGCAAAGUCGUUCUUUUGGGUCCAGGUGGAGUGAUCGGAUCGCUCUGAGAGAGCAGAUUCGUACCCUGACUUGUAAACAAUUUUUUAAAGUCCUGGUAGACAAAUACAAAGUGAGCAAAAUGGUUUUAGCUUGAAAACGCUUACCUCCUGUAGAUAGGGCCUGUUUUCAACUGCUUCAUAAAUUAUCCUGUUUUGGAAAAGAGAGCUAAGUUCUAUCCAUAAUGUAUGAAUCCAUCAAUUUUAGAUGACUAAUUCAUAAGUCCUGUACAUGUCCAUAGAUUGCUGCCCAUAUCUAACAGUUUCUUUUAGUUGUAACUCCUACCCUUUUCUGUUAAGAGAAAUCCAACCAAAUUAAUUUUGUAACUGUCUUAAAUAUGAUUCUUCAGAAAGAAAUUAGUUUCUCUCACCACCAUUGAUCUGUUUGUAUUUAUGGCAGUUUGGUUCAGAAAAGUGACCUAUUAGUUGAACUUAAAAUAUUGAAAAGCAUUGAAAUUGAAAGUGGAGUUUAGUUCGUAGCUUGGCGAUUGACACGGUGGUUUUGAAGUAAAAAGAAGGGAAUUUGAUUGUGCGUAAUUAGUGGGUCAGCCAAAGAAGGGGAAAUGUGAUUAAUAAAGAAUUCUAAGUCUUGUGAUUUGUGGAA
Molecule: messenger RNA, 4080 nt
Organism: Ornithorhynchus anatinus (platypus)
Lineage: Eukaryota; Metazoa; Chordata; Mammalia; Monotremata; Ornithorhynchidae
Gene: BEND2
Product: BEN domain containing 2
Exons: 12
Coding region: 132-2303 (723 amino acids)
Molecular function (GO): DNA binding
Source: RefSeq, a predicted model, not a curated record